AUCACGAAGUAGCAUAUAUAGAAAACAAAAACCAAACCCUCCCUCCCGUUUAAGGGUCUCUCUAUCGUAUCGAUCAUUUCUGGGUUGGAAAUCCAAACCGAUAUCUAUCUUUAUACAUAUGGUAGUUUGAUUUUUCAUGCUGGUUUUUCCUCUUUGUUUCUUACACCAUAGCAUAGAUAUAUAUUCUUUCUUAAAACUUGCUAUUCCGAGAUAUAUCAAAGCGGUAAAUUCUAGAGGAUAUACUGUACAAGUUGUUUCUUGCUUCCUUGACCUAAGAUUAUUGUUUUUUUUUUUAUAUAAUCUUAUGAAGUUUUCUGAAACAUAUUGAUCUUUGUUUCCACGAUCUUUGGUUUUUCCUCUUUGAUCUUUGGUUCCCACAAAAUCCAGGCUAUUGAUCGUGAUAUUAUAAGAUCGACGCCUCCUUUAUCUUCUAUUUUAUAUAAAAUUAAAAUCAAUCUGAGAAUGGAUGCUGUUAUGGUACCGUAUUCAUCGAUGGACCGAUCAAUCUCUCGAUCUCCCUACAAGCAAAUCAAAACCCCAAGGAAAAGUGCUCGCGCUUUCAAUUCUAAAACCUCCGAAAAUCUCGUCCCCACGAACAUCUAUGGUGGUCUCUUGCACCACCAUCCUCCUCCUCCUCCUCCACCUUCACUCUCAUCUUCCUAUCCCCUCUCUGCCUCAAUCUUCAAUCGCCCACUUGGGCAGCAUCAUCACCAACAGCAGCCACCUCUUCUUCCUCUCCCAGCCCCCAUAACUCACCAAUCUCUCCCUUCUCGUGCCGGAUGCCUGAUCUCUUGCCCUCCUUCUACCCGAAAGACCAACAAACACAGAGACCAGUCCCUUGCGCCAAAGAAACCAAAACCCUCAAAAAGAGAGGAUCCAAAGCAAGAUUUGACAAAAAAUAGGCAAGCUAUUUCCGAAUGUUUGAUCAUGGCUUCGACUAAACAGUUAGGGCCUGACCCGAAUGAUCUACCCAGGGAUGUUUCCCGAGUUUUAGGUAAGACUCCUGGUAAGGUUGCCAUAGAAGAGUUGGAAGAGUUUUCGGGGACAGUUUUUAGUCUGGCUCCACCUCCGAGUAGUUUGCCACUGCCCAAGUUUUCUUUGAGGCCGAAGCUUUGUUUCAAUGCCGAGGCUACCGGGAUAGAUGCCGGAGCGACCGAUAGUCUCCGGCGGUUGUUACGCCUCCGGUGAAGUUGUUGUCGUUUGUUCCUGCGUGAAUAAAAGCAUCAUGAGCGAGUGCAGCUUUGCAUGCCCACAGUGCUGUGAUCCUUUCUUUUUUUUCUCUUUUAGAAAUUUUGUGAUCACCUUUGUUUUUUAUUCGGGUGCACAAAAAUAGGACGAAAUAUUAAGCAUCGGACCUUGUGGGGAUUAGGAGAUUUCCCAAGUUUUUUUUUU
Molecule: messenger RNA, 1392 nt
Organism: Juglans microcarpa x Juglans regia
Lineage: Eukaryota; Viridiplantae; Streptophyta; Magnoliopsida; Fagales; Juglandaceae
Exons: 2
Coding region: 463-1188 (241 amino acids)
Source: RefSeq, a predicted model, not a curated record